UCUCUGCUCAGGGAUUACAAACCACGUCACACCACAGCGGACUUUUCCCUUGCAGCGUCCUCUAGAAAGUCUCUACAAAGACCGAAACCAUCCGAACCCUCCUCUUCGCCAAGACGGCGGAAUCCGCCCGUCCCCAGAUUUCCCCGCGUUGAUCGUCGCUCGCAGCACCGCAGAUUCCUAAUUCGGCAUUUGACCGACAUGGCCGUUAACGAUCCUCGUGGUAGUGCUCCGCAGCGGUGCUCUUUGGCCCGAGCUGCUUCGCAGCAAUCUUCAGCCGAGUUCCUUCGGAGGUAUUCUCGCGUGGCCCAUAAUAGAGUCCGCUAGUACCUCUUGCCUCACAAGACUGUCCGAUAUCACCCUCUCCUUACUUAGCCCAAUGCUCGGAGGUCACGAUGGCAGUAUCUAUAUCUCAUCUUUCCUUUGAACAUCAUCUUCCAGCGUUUGGUAUCGCCGAGACCCAGCCUCGCAUUUCUUGGAGAUUUGAGGGUACCGCAGUUGACUGGGAACAGACGGCAUAUGAUAUUGAAAUCACCCGCGGACUUGAUGGCGUCCCAAAUGUCUUCAACGUUAAUUCGUCGGAAUCAAUCCUAGUGCCAUGGCCUGAUAUACCACUUGAGGCUUCGGAAACGGCAGCUGUGAGAGCUCGAGCCUACGGAAGAGACACUCAGUCGUCAACGGAAUGGUCGGACUCUUUUACCGUGGAGACGGCCUUGUUGAGUACGGAGGAUUGGGCGGGCGCGAUUCCUAUUGCUGCAGAUCGACAGACGGAAACCGACGCGCCCAAGCGACCGAUUCUAUUUAGGAAGACCUUCGAUGUUAGCUCCAACGUCACGUCCUCCCGACUAUACAUCACCGCCCUCGGUCUGUAUGUGGCUGAGAUUAAUGGGAAGCGCCUCAGCGAUCACGUCCUUGCCCCUGGGUACCAAUCUUACAACUACCGACAUGUGUACGAUACAUACGAUACCACGCAGCUUUUGAAAUCCGGCAAGAAUGCAAUUGGCGUCACCGUUGGGGAAGGAUGGUACGCUGGGCGCUUUGGCUUCGGAAAGCAAGAGCGGAACCUUUAUGGGGACACGCUUGGGUUACUGUGCUUGCUCACCAUCACUCAAAGCGAUGGAACUAAGCAGACUGUCGCGAGCGAUCUCACGUGGCACGCCAAUACUGGUCCAAUUAUCACGUCAGAAAUAUACGAUGGAGAAGUGUACAACUCUACGCUACAAAUUCCGGGAUGGUCCUCUACGAACCUCGAUGAAAGUAACUGGCUAGGCGUGAAACAACUGCCUGCACCGGAAGGUAAUCUCGUUCCCUCGGAUGGAGCACCUAUCCGGAGGCUGGAAGAGGUCAAGCCAAAGGAGAUCUUCCUGUCGAAGUCCGGCAAGACGGUCGUAGAUUUUGGGCAGAACCUUGUCGGUUGGUUGAGACUCGCCGUCACCGGUCCAUCGGGUACCAACAUAACCAUGGUUCAUACAGAAGUGAUGGAGAACGGAGAAGUCGCGACGCGGCCAUUGAGGUCCGCCAAAGCGAGGGAUACUCUCAUCCUCUCUGGAAAUGGAACACAAACCUGGGAACCGUCAUUCACUUACCAUGGCUUCCGCUACGUCCAGAUCACAGGGUGGCCCAACCAAACAGCGUUGACCGGCGACUCUAUCACCGCACUCGUUGUUCACAGCGCCAUGGAACGAACCGGCUUCUUCGAAUGCUCCCACGAUCUCCUUACUCGAUUCCACGAGAACGUCCUCUGGAGCAUGAAAGGUAAUUUUCUCGGGGUGCCAACUGAUUGCCCCCAGCGUGAUGAGCGUCUGGGCUGGACCGGCGACGCUCAUGCCUUCAUGCCAACAGCGAACUACCUUUACGACGCCUCUGGCUUCUGGCGCGGCUGGCUCAAAGACGCCUGGUCGGAGCAGAGCCGCAACGACGUCUUCAUCCCGCCUUACUAUAUUCCCACAGACGACAUCUCGGACACAGAUCGUGAGCGCGUCCGCACACCGACCGCGGUAUGGGGAGACGUAGUGGUUGGCAAUCCCUGGGCUCUCUACCAGACUACGGGCGAUAAGCAGAUGCUGGAGGACCAGUACGCCGGCGCGCAAGCCUGGAUCGACAAAGGAAUCCCACGCAACGAAGCUAGCCUAUGGAACAGAUCGACGUUCCAAUUUGCUGACUGGUUGGACCCGAAAGCGCCGUCUGACGACCCCGGAGCGGCAACGACAGCUAAACAUCUCGUCGCAGAUGCAUACCUCAUCCAAAUGACACGUCUACUCUCCAACAUGUCCACGGCGCUUAACAAAACCUCCGAAGCCGAAAUAUAUGCAUCCCAGCAUUCGGAUAUAAUAUCCGCUUUCCACGCUGCCUGGACCGACCCCUACGAUACCAUCAUCGCGAACGUCACGCAAACCGCGCUCGCCCUCGGCCUCGCUUUCGACAUCUUUAAUACUCCUGAAUCCCGUCAAGAAGCCGCAUCCACCCUCCAAAAUGUAAUCGCGAAUAACUCCUACCUUGUUGGCACGGGCUUCGCAGGCACCCAACAGCUCGGCUUCGCGCUCUCUGGCAUCAAUGCCACCUCCGACUUCUACAAAAUGCUGCUGCAGACACAGGUCCCGUCGUGGCUCUACCAGGUUGUCAUGGAUGGUACGACGACCUGGGAGCGCUGGGAUAGCUUGCUCCCUAACGGCAGUGUAAACCCAGGUUCCAUGACGAGCUUCAAUCACUAUGCUUUUGGCAGUGUGGCGGACUGGGUGCAUCAGAAGGUGGGAGGCCUUGCGCCUGCAGAACCCGGGUGGAAGACGGUGAAGGUGGCUCCUGAGCCGGGUGGUAAUAUUACCUGGGCGAAGGCAAGUUAUUUGGGGCCGUACGGGUGGGUGAACAGUAGCUGGACGGUGGAGGAUGAUGGAUUCCAUUUAGCGGUCAAUGUCCCACCCAAUAGUAAGGCGGAGGUGGUGCUUCCUGGUGGUGGAGGGAACACGACAAUUGUUGGCAGUGGACGGAAAGAUUUCCUCGUUGAGGGGUAUAAGAUGUCCACUUAAAACGGGCAUGUCGUAUAUCUAUGGGCACAAGCAGAGCCUCCGUCGUGCGUAUGCGCGGUAAUGAACACCAAAAGUUUUUCUUAUCA
Messenger RNA from Trematosphaeria pertusa, 3106 nucleotides. RefSeq names its product glycoside hydrolase family 78 protein. The transcript has 2 exons. Gene Ontology annotation, biological process: carbohydrate metabolic process. The record is from RefSeq and is a predicted model, not a curated record. The coding region runs from base 393 to 3020 and encodes 875 amino acids. NCBI's taxonomy places the organism in Eukaryota, Fungi, Ascomycota, Dothideomycetes, Pleosporales, Trematosphaeriaceae.